Molecule: messenger RNA, 1764 nt
Organism: Hydractinia symbiolongicarpus
Lineage: Eukaryota; Metazoa; Cnidaria; Hydrozoa; Anthoathecata; Hydractiniidae
Product: transcription factor VBP-like
Exons: 6
Coding region: 1-1059 (352 amino acids)
Biological process (GO): regulation of transcription by RNA polymerase II
Cellular component (GO): nucleus
Molecular function (GO): RNA polymerase II cis-regulatory region sequence-specific DNA binding; DNA-binding transcription factor activity, RNA polymerase II-specific
Source: RefSeq, a predicted model, not a curated record
AUGUUAUUUCAAAACAUGCUUGCACAAAAGUCUCUGUAUUGGAAUGAUUAUGCAGCAAAUAAUCCACAGCUUACACUACAUCCAUUUCGUGUUGACACUAAAUUAAACUUCAGGAAGAAUUUUAUUCACUUUGCUGUGUUAUGUGCCUCGUUGGAUUUUGCAACAUAUUUAGAUCAUUUUGUACCACCAGAUAAAAAUACAUUCAAACGAAUCCAACUAGAGGCAACUAAAACGAUAUCUUUGGUUAGUGCAAAACGUAUAUCAGUUUCAAGAAAAUAUUAUCUGCUCACACUUCAGCACUAUUUAUCUUCUUGCAGUCGCACGUCAGAAACCUUUCCGCAUUAUCCGUAUGGCUCGGAAUCCAACUUUCCAUACCAGUCAGGUUUCACGCAGAUGCCAUCUCACAAUGACGUUUCACUUGAUUCGAUACCUGGCUUGAGUUCAAAAUAUUUUGAAACCUCUACCGAAUUUUUAAAAGAUAUACUCGAUAAAUUAGUUGACAAAGAGACGUACGUGUUUGGUAUAGAAAAGCUGGGAGCUGGAAGCGUAACCCAAAAGGUGUCCACAUGUGUUGAAACUCAGCACGAUCCUUCAAUAUGCUUGUACAGCAAGAAUUCAAAAGACGAUGAAGACGACGACAACGAUAUUGACGUAUUGACACCGUAUACCAACACAUCAACUGACUGCAAGAAAAAAAGCAUUUUGUCGCGAUUUUAUAAAGCCGAUGGGACUCCGAUUAAAAAUCUUUGGGAUAAUAAUGAUACGAGCGCAAAAGAGGAGAAAACAUACAAGUAUGAUCCAAAACCCCUCGAGAGAAGAAAAAACCCGCGAAAUUUUGUCCCGGAUGAUAAAAAGACGAAAGAGUACUGGGAACGAAGAAGGAAGAAUAAUAUGGCGGCAAGAAAGUCGAGAGAGGAUAGACGCAAAAAAGAAAUUGAGAUUUUGAAGAUUGUUGAUAAUUUAAAAAACGAUAAUUUCCGCUUGAAAAUAUGCGCUCAAAAGGUAAUGACAGAAAAUCAAAGUUUGAAGUACGAACUUGAGGUUUUAAAAAGAUUUUAAAAUCCUGAUAAAUUUGGAAGAUUUGUAGCAGUGCAGGCUAAUGGUAUUGUUAUCUAUUGCCUUACUCAUAAUACGACCAAAGUGAUACUACAGUAUGAACUAUAAAUUAUAACACAAACUCCGCUUCUAUUGCAGAAAUAGAAAGAACUUAAAAAGUGAAACAUAGCCAAAAACGAUAUUGUAAAACAAAACUUCUAAGUUAUAUUUUUUAUAUUCAUUUAGGGAGCAGACAAGGAAAUGUAUGUACUUAUAUUAUUAUGAGAUUAUGAGAUAAUUUUGAAUGCCCCCGUGAACUGUCGCAGCGUGUUAAAAUAAAAACACGUUUCAGAAUACUUAAUUGAGUUAGUUUGCUUGCCACAGUAAUUACUUUAAAUUAAGAAUAUUUCACAAAUAGGAAGAUUCGCAAAUUUUUGCCGUUUCACGAACAUGAACUAACGCGAAUGAUUCAUUUUGAAAGGUUUUGUGAACAUAAAGUUUCGAGAAGCGCCUCCUGUAAAUUUUGCGAGCCUCAAAAUUUAGCCACAUUUUGAAGCCUUUUAAAUUUUAUAGUUAAACUUCAAGGAUUAAAUGUAAAAUCGGUUCUUUUAUAAUGAAAGCAUAAAAUGGAAACUGAAUUACCCACUCUUGUGAAUUUUCGUAAGAAUUGUUGAAUCACGUGUGUUUUCUUAUUCACGAGAAUUAACUUACGCAAAUCGAAAAAACGAA